Molecule: messenger RNA, 795 nt
Organism: Alternaria ventricosa
Lineage: Eukaryota; Fungi; Ascomycota; Dothideomycetes; Pleosporales; Pleosporaceae
Exons: 5
Coding region: 1-795 (264 amino acids)
Source: RefSeq, a predicted model, not a curated record
AUGUCUUCCACCGACCAAACCAUCAUUCUCAUCACCGGCGCAAAUGGUGGCAUCGGUUUCUCCCUGGCCACCCAACUCCUCGAAAACGCCAAAUACCUGAUCCUCCUCGGCAGUCGCUCCGCCGAAAAGGGUGAAGCCGCUGUGAAACAGCUCCAGGGAAAAGGAUUGCCUGGGAAAGUGGAGUUGCUGCAGAUUGAUGUCAGCGACGAGACGAGUAUUCUGAAAGCGAAGGACGUGGUGGAGGGGAAGUAUGGUCGUGCUUCAAGUCAUACUCACAAGCUCCCCACCAGCAUCGACGCCCUCGUAAACAACGCCGCGAUAACCGGCGAAGCACCCGCCUCCUCCUCUCUCGCCACCCGCAUGACAUCCGCCUUCCUAACCAACGCCACGGGCCCAGCCGUCAUCGUGGAAACGUUUGCUCCUUUCCUCGCGAAGAGCGCGGAGAUGGGGAAGACGCCGCGGAUUCUCAAUGUGUCGAGUGGAGCCGGGAGUAUUGGACUCAGGAGUGAUAGGACGAAUCCGCAUCAGGCUAUGAAGAAUUUGCCAUACCGCAGUUCCAAAGCGGCGCUGAACAUGCUUACUGCGUGUCAGGACUACGAGUAUGGACCUAAGGGGUGGAAGGUGUUUUGCUUCUGCCCGGGGUUUACGGAGAGUAACUUGGGGCCUAGGAACAAACCGGAGCAUGGGGCCAAGCCUACUAGUGAGGGCGCGAAACCCAUGGUUGCUAUCUUGGAAGGGGAGAGGGAUGAGGAAUCUGGGGGGUUCUUGAAGGCUGAGGGGGGUUGGCCUUGGUAG